ACACGUCAUUUGACAUUAACUUCAUUUUCGUGGGGGAGGAUGAUCGUGGUGGUCUCAUCGUAUUUGUUAGGAAAAUAUUGAAAAGUGCUGCUGUGAGUGAACUAGUGUCUGUGCCGUCCUUUUUGUUAUAGUUCCAGAGUUAACGCAUAAGACAUUCACUAUGUUUAGUUGGAUAAAAAAGGAAGGCGAGAAAACUGAAAGUAUUGAAAAUGUCGUGGAAGGUCUCAAAAGGAUUUAUAAAACAAAACUUUUACCGCUGGAACUACACUAUCAGUUCCACGACUUCCACUCGCCGCAGCUCGAGGACCCUGAUUUUGAUGCUAAGCCAAUGAUACUGCUCGUCGGUCAGUAUUCAACUGGUAAAACAACUUUUAUCAAAUACUUGCUAGAGCGAGACUUCCCGGGCAUUAGGAUAGGCCCCGAGCCAACCACCGACAGGUUCAUAGCUGUUAUGUACGACGAGAAGGAGGGCGUGAUCCCCGGUAACGCGCUCGUCGUCGACCCUAAGAAACAGUUCCGACCGCUUAGCAAGUUCGGCAACGCCUUCCUAAACAGAUUUCAAUGUUCGACCGUGAUAUCGCCGGUACUCAAAGGCAUCUCCAUCGUGGACACGCCCGGCAUCCUCUCAGGCGAGAAGCAGCGUGUCGACAGGGGCUACGACUUCACUGGAGUCCUGGAGUGGUUUGCUGAGCGUGUAGAUAGAAUCAUAUUGUUAUUUGAUGCCCACAAACUCGAUAUAUCUGAUGAGUUCAGACGCAGUAUUGAAGCACUGCGGGGUCAUGAUGACAAGAUUCGUAUUGUGUUGAAUAAAGCAGACAUGAUUGAUCACCAGCAGUUGAUGCGUGUGUACGGUGCUCUCAUGUGGUCAUUAGGUAAAGUCCUGCAGACUCCUGAAGUAGCUAGAGUGUACAUUGGAUCAUUCUGGGACCAGCCGCUCCGUUACGAUGUCAACAGACGUUUAUUUGAAGAUGAAGAGCAGGAUCUCUUCAGGGAUAUGCAGUCUCUACCGAGGAAUGCAGCUCUACGCAAACUAAACGACUUGAUUAAAAGGGCUCGCCUAGCUAAGGUUCAUGCAUAUAUUGUGAGUGAGCUACGGAAAGAGAUGCCUUCUAUGUUUGGCAAGGACGGCAAAAAGAAAGAGUUAAUCAAGAAUCUAGGCCAGGUGUAUGACCGCAUCCAAAGGGAGCAACAAAUAUCUCCUGGUGACUUCCCUGACAUUAAGAAGAUGCAGGAGACACUAGCUAACCACGACUUCACUAAAUUCCACCCGUUGAAACCAAAGCUGCUGGAGGUGGUGGACCACAUGCUGGCCACCGACAUCGCGCGCCUCAUGGAUAUGAUCCCGCAGGAAGACGUCAAUGUCGUCUCUGAGCCACUAAUAAAGGGUGGCGCAUUCGAGGGUGUCGAGGAUCAGGUGUCGCCAUUCGGCUACGGGCGCGGCGAGGGCGUGGACGCCGGCCACGGCGACCCCGAGUGGAUCUGCAGCAAGGAGAAGCCGCGCUACGACCAGCUCUUCCAGUCGCUCAACCCCAUUGACGGCAAAGUCACCGGCGCCGCCGCCAAGACGGAGAUGGUGAAGUCGAAGCUACCCAACUCGGUGCUCGGCAAGAUCUGGAAGCUGUCCGACAUCGACAAGGACGGCUUCCUGGACGAAGAGGAGUUCGCGCUGGCCAUGCACCUGAUCCACGUGAAGAUAGAUGGGCACGACCUGCCCUCCGAGCUGCCCGCGCACCUCGUGCCGCCCUCCAAGCGCAACUGAACCAUUUGGGACUUGGUUAAUUCGGAAGUAUGAAUGGCUGAUGAGGUGUGUUGUGUCACGAGAGGCUGUGUUUGUGUUACCUGGUCCUGAGAGCGCUAGUCGAGAGGCCGAUGGGCGGUGGGCGGUGGGCGCGGGGCGCGGACACUCACAUCCUCACACGAUCACUGAGAAUGCAAUAUCAUACAAUGGCAUACAAUUAGAAAAAUAUUAUUAUACAAAGUUUAUUUACAUCCAACAAAUAUUAUAAUAUUAUUUAUUUGCUUGCAUUGAAAUUAUAAGUAAUAAUUUUAUUUAGAAAUUAGUUGAAAUUUACUAUUGAUGAUCAAACAGCUGCAUCCAAUGUAUUAGCUUUAUACUACUUAUUGAGCUGUCGGCUAGCGUCGUCUUAAAUUAUUGUUGGCUAAUUAUAAACACUUUAGAUUAAGUGCAUUGUUUUUGAUAAAUGUUCAUAAAAAAUAUUCAAUUGUCGAUUGUGAUUUUAUUUUUAUUAAUUAAUAUACAGAAUAGCGCAGUAAUCAUGAUUAACAUAAACGUGUGUCACUGAGGAUGUCACAUCAAUACACUACCUACCUGCUGCGAGUGUUGACACCAUCUACAUAUAUUUAAUUAUAUUAUUGCAUAGUUUUCUAACACGUUGCAUACUUUGUUGUUCCUAUUAGAAGGUCCUCGAUGAAAUGUAGUCAAACGAGAAUCCAGAAUAAUAAAUUCACAGUUGUGUGUAUCUACUCCACCCUUCACAAUGCAUGUAGCUAUUUUGUAAUCAUAUUAUUGUUGAAAAUAUCGAUGCUAAUUUUGAUACUACAAGUGCUGCAUUUAUAUGGGAACUGUCAAUGACCCGCGGUGCCUUCGCUUUAAUAUAAUUAGGUGUAAAGCUUUGUACUACAGUCGGAGUCUACGCCUUCGGGGUUUGUGUAAAUACAGAAUUUAUAUCGGUUAGAGUUUUGGAACGUAUUUUAGCGCGUGGCCGGCGCCGCCGCGCGCCGCCAGGUGGCGCGUCCGUCGCGCUGCGGGCGGCGGCGCUCCUCGCCGCGCUUUGUGUUUUUACAUUUUGCUACUGUAUGUACAUAAAGAUAUGUAAAUUGAUAACAAUUAUCAUAAAUUAUACAUAGUGUGUAAUAAAUAGUUAAGAAAGCAAA
This is a messenger RNA of Trichoplusia ni (cabbage looper), 2895 nucleotides long. It is a transcript of the gene Past1, whose product is annotated as EH domain-containing protein 3. The coding region runs from base 161 to 1759 and encodes 532 amino acids. The transcript is spliced from 4 exons. Gene Ontology annotation, biological process: endosomal transport; endocytosis. Gene Ontology annotation, molecular function: GTP binding; calcium ion binding; protein binding. The record is from RefSeq and is a predicted model, not a curated record. Gene Ontology annotation, cellular component: plasma membrane; cytoplasm. Lineage: Eukaryota; Metazoa; Arthropoda; Insecta; Lepidoptera; Noctuidae.